CUCAAUCCGUACCACCCGGAAGGAGUGGCCUGUCAAUACAUUUAUCAUGCAAUCCUUCCUAUCUUUAUAUGCGCGUCGACAUAACGUCAGUCGGAAUCACUCGACAUCGGAUCGCUUUGCCUUCUGCACCCAUUGAUUGACUGUACCCUUCACCUUCUUGCCAUGUUCAUGCUUCCCCUACGUCUUCGUGAGCGCGCGUUAUGGACUUGCUGCAGGCUUCGCCUUCACUGAUUGCUCUCACAUGUGCCGCCACUGUCUAUGUGCUCGCCCUGGUUUUCCAUCGCCUAUUCUUGAGUCCAACUUCUUCGUUUCCGGGCCCCCCGUUGGCCGCAGUGACUUUCUGGUACGAAUUCUACUACGAUGUCAUCUGCUGUGGGAGGUAUACGUGGAAAAUCCAGAAACUGCAUCAACAAUAUGGGCCCGUUGUCCGCAUCAAUCCGCACGAGCUUCAUAUCUCCGAUCCAUCAUUCUAUGAAUCUGUCUAUGUCGCAUCUUCGCGACGCACCGAUAAGUGGCAUUUCUCGGCUCGCAUGUUCGGCACAUCGCUGGCCACGGUUGGAACCACUGGCCAUGACCUACAUAGACUUAGGCGCUCCGCUCUCAGUAAUUUCUUUUCCAAACGCUCCAUUUCGCAACUUGAACCCAAUAUCCAGCGCAUGGUCGACCAUGCCUGCCGUUUGUUGAAGGAUAGGGGCUUGGGCGGUGAAAAACUCAAUCUCAAAGACUGUUUUGCUGCCUUCUCCGCCGAUCUUAUCGGGGAAGUUGCUUUUGGUAGCAGCUAUGGUUUGCUCGAUAGAGCUGGAUUCGAGCCUGGAUGGCAAAAAUUGAUGAUGGACCUGUCCCGCGCAACUCAUCUAAUGAAACAGUUUCCUUGGGUCUAUUCCAUCUUUAAUUCGAUACCGCCCUUUUUGGUUGCCUUGGUACAUCCUCUCACUAAGCGCCUGCUCGAUAUUCGAUGCGAGAUACACACCAAGAUUGAACAAACGAAAGCUGCAAUGAGGAAUGGCGGCUUGAACACUACAGCAUCUACACUCAAAACUGGUGGCGUGCACCAUUCAACAAUCUUGCAUUCAAUGAUCGCCUCUUCUUCGCUCCCGGAUCAUGAACUCGAAACAGGACGACUUAUAGACGAAGCAUUCACUUUGCUGGGUGCAGGAACCAUCACCACCGCGCAUACGCUCACUACCAUCAUGUAUUACAUCCUCUCUGAUUCUUCAAGGAAAUCUCGAUUGGAGAUCGAGCUGUCCAACUUGUCGGAAAUGCUUGAAAAGCCAAAUUUGAAAACCUUGGAGCAUGCACCCUACCUUUCGGCUGUUAUUUUGGAAGGAUUACGCCUUAGUUUUGGUGUCUCACAUCGCCUUCCCCGAGUCUCGCCCGACACCGCGCUCCAAUACGAUGGGAUCUUUGAUGGUAUUUUUUACAAUUACAUGAUACCUCCCGGUGUGCCAGUGAGCAUGACGCAGAUGUUCAUACAUCUUGACCCUGGCCUAUAUCCUCAGCCCAACACAUUCGAUCCGGACCGGUGGAUAGAGUCUGAAUCCAUGACUCAAGAGAAGAGACAGGACCUCAAGAAACGAAAGCACUACCUUGUUCCGUUCAGCAAGGGGACCAGAAUGUGUGCUGGGAUGCACUUGGCGUACGCCGAACUAUAUCUGAUGUUGGGAACGUUAUUUAGCCCUGAUGGAGUAGGAAGAGAAAUGAGACUCUUUGAGACUGGAGUAGAAGAUGUGAGAUGUGUUCAUGACUUCUUCAACCCUUCGCCUAGAUUGGACUCCAAGGGGGUACGGGUGGUGUUGGACAAGCAAUAAUCAAGCUAAUCAAUAAACAAGCUGUACAAUCCUUUUUCGAUAAAAGUAACCUCUCUCCCGCGCCC
Periconia digitata is the source of this 1873-nucleotide messenger RNA. NCBI's taxonomy places the organism in Eukaryota, Fungi, Ascomycota, Dothideomycetes, Pleosporales, Periconiaceae. The record is from the annotation of a GenBank genome assembly.